Arabis nemorensis is the source of this 279-nucleotide messenger RNA. NCBI's taxonomy places the organism in Eukaryota, Viridiplantae, Streptophyta, Magnoliopsida, Brassicales, Brassicaceae. The record is from the annotation of a GenBank genome assembly.
AUGUCGAGAUCUCGUCUUCUGUCGAAUCUGUUCUGGGAUCUCUUGUCGUUCACUGCUCCUUGUCACCGUCAGCCUUGGUCGGAACAUGGUAUGCAGAUGAAGCUUUCCCUUGGUGGGUCUAUGGUUUUUGUUUUGGAUGAUCACCAUUUCUCAAAUGCUCCCUCUGUUGAGGCUUUCGCUACCCUUCAUUUGGGCACUGCUAAUCCUCUUCAACUAGAGAACAAGUCUAGGGUGGAGAUGGAGAUUUUGGCUGGGUUUUUAUCCUCGCAAUGUUAUUAG